AUGGAUUGUUCAGUUGCACUUUUUAAACAAAGAGUUUUGUUAAUAUGACACUGAAGUAAAGAAAAUAUUUUUGAAUAUGAUGUCAAUUUAGAUAGUUUUACUGAAAUUAAAAUGAGGACUGAUAAAGAUUUAUAUAAAUUAUUAAUUGCUGGGAAUUCAAGGAUUUAUUUAUUCGAAGGCUGGAAUAAUGUUUGAGAAAGCGAAAUUAGAUUAGAUAUUAGAUAA
Molecule: messenger RNA, 225 nt
Organism: Blepharisma stoltei
Lineage: Eukaryota; Ciliophora; Heterotrichea; Heterotrichida; Blepharismidae
Source: the annotation of a GenBank genome assembly